AUGGUUCGUCGUAGCGUCGCGGUGGCGCAGAAAGGCACCGCCCCACCGCUCUCCGAGUAUUAUCUGCCGGCCGAACCGGUCUACAACGAGAUCGACGUAGUCCCCUACAAAUCGCAUCAAACCCACCAAUUCCCCCAAGUCCCCCGCACCACACGCCGCCCCAGCUUUCAUGGCGUCGGCCCGAUCCUGCCGCAGGGCCAUAAUUUCGCGCUGGAAAGGCCGCCAGUCCAGCCGAUCGUGGGCCAAAGAGCGGCCCAUUUCGAGCUGCAAAAGGCCGAAAAAUUGCUGAGUAAAAAUCCCGAAAAGGCAGCCAAAAAACCGUUUAAUCCGAUUGUUUUGACUCGCAGAGGCUGCACCGAUGUCCCCUUCUGCAUGCUCUUUAUUUUGUACAUUUUCGGAUGGGCGUUCGUCGCGUUUAUUGGUGAGUUUUUUAAUUUUUCGAAUUUUUGAAGAUUAUUUACAGGCCUCUAGGUUUCUAAAAAUUUGAUAAACAAUGUCAUAAAUCUAUUGAAAUUCAAAAAAAUCAGAAAAUUUAGGGAAAUUUGCCUAAAACAAUAACGAAAUGUCAUAUUCGGUCUAAAAAAUGCUUCUCCAACAAAUGAAAUUGUCAAUAAAAGCUUUUAAGACACGGACAAACAAAGAUUAAAGCAUACAGUGACGGACCUGAUCCAGUAGCAAAAGACGUACCAUUUUGCAUCCGGGAAGCAUCAAAAAUGUGGCAAAAUUCCUCCCUCUCCAAGUGAAAAAAACUCCGAUUUCAAAAGAGCGCUCGUUCUUUAUUGUGAGGCGCCCUUCAAAACGGAGUUUUUUUUGGUUGGAGAGGGAGGCAUUUUGCCACAUUUUUGUUAAUUCCCGGAUGCAAAAUGAUAUGCUUUUUGUUACUGGAUCAGGUCACUUGCUUUAUUCUUUGUUUGGCCGUAUUUUAAAAGCUUUUUAUUGACGAUUUCAUGGGUUGGAAAAGGAUUUUUUGGACCGAAUAUGACAUUUCGAUAUUGUUUUAGGCAAAUUUCUCUAAAAUUUGUUGAUUUUUUUUGAAUUUCAAUAUAUUUGGGGCAGUUUUUAUCAAAUUUUUAGAAACCUAGAGGCCCUAAGCGCAUUUUAAAGAGCAGCUAGAUUUAUGUUCUUGUGUUUUCAUUUACCUUUUCACCUGAUUUUAGCCUACAACUACGGUAAACCGGAGCGGAUUUUGUAUCCUACCGAUUCAUGGGGAAAUUCGUGCGGAAAGAAGCGGCCAAGUGUCUUCGAUACCAGUGAAAAGCCAUACUUGUACUUUUUUGAUCUCACCAAAUGCGUCUCCUACACGACUUUGCUCUCUGGAUGCCCAACUCCGCAGGUAGGAUAAGAUAAUAUUUGCGGAUUUUUGGGGAAAAUUGGAGUUAAUUUAAGUCAAAAAUGGUGGCAAUUGAAUCUACGAGGCUUUCUGGGCCAUGUAGAAAAUUUUCGGGCUGUUUGGAAAUUUAAAAUUUGAAAUUCCCGCCAAAUUUGGCAUUAUGUUCUAAGUCCAUUUGAGUUGCUAAACUGGUGUAAUCACCGAUGAAAAUGGUAGUAUGAGUCUUAAAAUAUGUUAUAUAUAUUGAAGGGACUUUUUAUUUGGGGUUUUUGGCGAUUUUUAUAUUAUCCGUGAUAAUUUUUGGUAAUUUUUGCAAUUUUUCGAAAAUUUUUUAUCCAAAUUCAGAUAAAUUAGGUCGUAUUGAGCUAAAUGGGACAUGCUGGAAACAUUUUCUUGCCUUUUCAAGUUUGAAUUCAACUAUUUUUUACCAAUUUUAUAUUGUUUUAGAUGUGCGUCUCCAGAUGCCCCACAAAAUAUUGGUCCUACGUGUCAUUGGCCAGAGCUUGGAGCGUGGAUUCCGUUCAACAAAACGCCUUCUGCGAUUAUACAGUCGAUGUGAAUAGCAUCACAACUUUUAAUCAGCUCCAAACGUUGGUAAAAACGGGAAAAUGCGCUGCGUAUACGGUACCUUCCAGUGUUGGUAAGUGGCUUUUUUGGGUGUAAAAUUGGUUUAUUUUUGGGUUUUUGGAGCUGUUGGGAGUUUAAAAUUGAAUGGGAUAGCUGAAAAUAUUAAAAUUGAGGGGUCUCAAUCUUUCGUGGUGGGACCCAAAAUUUUGUAAUUUUUUGGAAAUUUAUAGGAUUUUUGGUGUAAUUUUUGUUUUUUGAUGUGAGACAGGCUAUUUUGGGAUGUGAAAUUUAAUUUUCUAUUUUUUCCAGGCAUCGUAUUUUACAUUUUUUUAAUUUUUUUUUAGAUUUUUUUCAAAUUUUUUUUUUAUUUUUUCUUGCCUGAAAGCUCUUAAAGCAUCAAUUUUUCUCGUUUCAGUUCUUGGCCGAUGCGUCCCUGAAGUCAUAAUGGAAGCGACGAACGCCUUCAAAGAAAAUGGCACCCUGAAUGACAUGCUCAACAGAUUCGGAAAUGACGCGAAUGGCCUAGUCGUGACGGACAGUCAAAUCAAUGAGACUGUUGGGUAAGAGUUUUCUGAUUUGCCUGAUUUUUUCGUUGAAAAAUCCAAAAAAUUUGCAAUUUUUUCAUUUUUUUUUUGUGUCUCGCAACGAAAACUUGAAACUGUUCGGAUUUUGAUGAAAUUUUGUAGAAAUGAAGCUAAAGGUUUACUGAGUCGUUGCGGAAAGUUUUAGAUCGUGGUUUGCAAAACAAACCGAGUUAUGCGGGGUUUAAUUUGAAAUUUUUGGUCUCGCAACGAAAAUUUGAAACUGUUCGGAUUUUGAUGAAAUUUUGUGGAAAUGAAGCUAAAGUUUUACUGAGUCGUUGGGGAAAGUUUUAGACCGUGGUUUGCAAAACAAACCGCGUUAUGCGGGGUUUAAUUUGAAAUUUUUGGUCUCGCAACGAAAAUUUGAAAUCUCUUGGAAUUUCUUCAAAUUUGGUGAAAAUAAAUAGCUAGGUCCUCUAAGGUUUCCGUAAAAUUUUUAGACCGCGUUAUGGAGAAUUUCUCGCGUUACAGAGAAUUUAAAUUCAAAAGAAUGCGAUUUUGGGAAAUAAAAAUUUUCGAUGGAAUUGAAGUGGAAAAUUUACCGAAAAAUUACCAUAGCCUUUUUAAACACUAGAAUCUUCUAUUUUCAGAGUUGUAAAGGCAAUUGCCUCAGGCGAUGGUCAGGUUUUGCAAAAAGUUGUUGUUGACCUAGGCGUGAGCUGGUGGCAAAUCCUUUCGUUCCUCGGAAUUGCGGCGGUCGUCAGCUUCGUUUGGACUCUAAUUAUGCGAAUCAUGGGUGGCUUUAUGAUAUGGCUCAGCAUCUUUCUGCUACUCAUUGGAUUAGGCGGCGGAACUUGGUAUUGUUUCAAUCAAUAUCAAAUGCUGAUAAAACAAGGAGCAAUCAACGACUACUCUUUCCAACCAAUUCUCAGUGUCUAUUUUGAGAUGCCGAAUACUUGGUUGACAUUUGGUAGGAUUUUCGCGAAAUUUGGAGCUGAUUUUUUAUAUUGUAGUAGGUAUAAGGGUAUAAAUUUUAGCGAUAAUUCUCGGAGUUUUGCUGGUAAUCAUCUUCCUGGGUGUUCUUUUCAUCCGAACUCGUGUGUCGUUGGCGGUGGCGUUGAUUGGAGAGAGCAGCAAGUAGGUGAAUAUCAGUUUUGGCCAAAAAUAAGGUCAAAGUUUUUAUGGAGCAUAUAAUUUUUGUCGAUUUUUUGGAUUUUUAUUGAUGAAAUAUGCUUUCAGAGCCCUAGGAAGUAUGCUGUCGACUUUGUUUUUCCCAAUUUUCCCAUUCGCCGUUCAUAUUGCGGUCUUUGCACUGUGGGGAUCCGUUGCGAUUUGGUUGGCCUCAAUUGGAACGGAAAACUGCGUUUAUCAGAACUAUGAUUGGCCCGAGGAUCCCAUGAACAAUCAGUCGUGCAAUUGUCAGACUCUUGGAACGGUAGGAUUUUGAGAUUUUUUGAGCUUGAAAUUUUGCACUGUGCAGUUCUUUUUUUUGAAUUUUUGAAAUUUUUUUUGUUCAAGAUGCGGUCAUGUAUGAAUGCGAAGGUACUAAAUGUCAUACAGAAGGCAUUACGAUGAUUUUUUGACCUAUUUUAAUUUAUUUUUAGAAGGUUUUGAGCAAAUUAUGUUACUUUAGGUCAUCAAAUUGAUUAUUUUUUUAGAAGUCCCGGAAAAUGCCCUUAGGGCAAUAUUGUAAAACUUUUGAAAAUUCAUGCUGAAUCUGCAAUUCAUUACCUUCAUUUUCAUAUAUUGAUUAUAAUUUUUUGAUGACUGGAAGUUGUUGAAAAUUUCGGUUUUUUCUGAGUACCUCAGAUGGUCAUGGAUAAUAUAAUUUUUGAUUUUUUUGCAUAAUUGUUUUGUGAAAACUGCCUGGAUUGAAAAAUAUGAGUUUCUAAAUGCCUCAAAUUUUUGAUUUUCAGCUCGCGAACUGCCGCUUUUUGAACCUCACCAAGCCCGAGGACCAAAUUGCCGCCCUCCAGGCAUACAAUUUGUUCGGCUUGUUCUGGAUGACGUGCUUCAUCUCCGCCCUAUCGGACAUGACCAUCGCCGGCGCAUUUGCCUCAUAUUACUUUGCGUUCCGCAAACCCAAAGAUGUCCCAUCGUUCCCGGUCCUGAGGUCGGCCGGAAGGGCCAUCAGAUUCCAUAUGGGAACCCUGGCGUUGGGAUCGAUGCUCUUGAGUUUUGUCAAAAUGCUUCAAGUGAUUUUGGAUUUUGUCUAUAACAAACUGAAAAAUGUUGAAAAUCCGGUGGGAAAAGCGAUUUAUCGGUGAGUUUUGGAGAGGUUUUUAUAUUGUAGUAGGUGAAGGAAGAUGAUUUUAUUGAAUUGGGGUUGAAAAUGGGGUUAGUUUUGUUAGAAAAAGGGAUGUAGAGUCUUUCUGAAGCGUGAUUUAGGAUUUCCCUUGAUUUUUGACUCUUAAUUUUUCGAAAAAUUUGAAUUUCCCGCCAAAUUUGGCCUUCUGUUCUAGGGCUCGGGAAAGCUGUAGAUGGUCAGGAAGUUGUCUAGAAACGGUUGUAAUAUACUUUUAGUGCUGUAUUUGAGUAUUUUCACCAUUUUUGAGAACUUUUUUUUUCAUAAAACAGAAUGCCAAGAUUUUAAAAUUUGGCGGGAAAUUCAAAUUUUUUGGGAAUUUUGGAUCGAAAAUGAGUUUUUUAGAAGUUAUAAUCAAUUUUACGUCCAGUACGAAUAUUUAUUUUCGAUUUCAGAGCCCUUACUUGUCUGUUUUGGUGCCUCGAGAAGAUCCUUCGGUUCCUUUCUAAAAACGCUUAUAUUAUGACAGCCAUAUACGGAAAGGGCUUCUGCACCGCCGCCAGAGACUCAUUUACUCUGUUGACGAGAAACUUGGUCAGAGUUGUUGUUUUGAAUCGAGUCACAGCCUUCUUAUUGUUCAUUGGAAAAGCUCUCAUUACGUGUGGAAUGGGUAAGAUAAUUUUUGAGUUUUUGAUAUGUUAUGGCGGAAGGUGUCAAGCGAUUUUUAUAUGAAAAUAUAAACUAAGGAUUGCUGAUUGGACUAGUAUUAGGGCGGUUUUAAAAAUUUGCCCUUAGGGGGUUUUAUGGGCGUUCGAAGUUUGGGUCCGGUUUGUGGUGGCAAGUGCAAUAUUAAAUCGAUGUUUUUGGUGGUUUAUGGAUUUAGCAAUUGGGUUUUCUUUUUAUUAUGGCAUAGUUAAAGGCUUCAAGUGUUAGGUGACAGAUUUGAAGUUCACAAUUUUAUGCCCUAAGGCGACUUAUGGCGGUUUAAAUCUAAGCUUCACUUUUAGUGUCAAGUAGAAUAUAAGCCGCUGAAAAACUAAGCAAAUGCGUUGAUUUUUAGUUUUUUAAGAAUCUUGUGGCUUGUGAUAUGUUGUGGUAGUCAAGUUCGCGCGUUUCUCGUAUUUUUAAAUACAUUUUUUCGGUUUUUUUGAACAAAAUUUGGGAGUUUUUUGGGAUUUUUUUGUAAAAUACGUCAAAAAAGCCUGGGAUUUGGGUUUCCUUUGCUGUAAAUAGAGUAGUCGGACUAUAUAGUUUAUAUUGAAAUCAAAAAUUUUAUUUUUUAAACGAUUUUUUUUAUCAAAAUCACCUAAAGUAAUAUAAUUUUUCCUCGGAUUUUUUUUAUUCUCCUUCUUUUUUCAGGCGCUCUCGCAUUUUACUACUUUACGGGUCAAAUCCGCAUCGACGACCUGCCUCAGGUCAAGCUGCAUUACUACUUUGUGCCGGUCAUAAUCGUGAUUAUCGGGACGUAUUUCAUUUGCGACCUCUUCUUCCAGGUCUAUGAUAUGGGUGUGGACACAACUUUCCUGUGCUUCUGUAAGUUGUUCAGAUAUUUUUGCUUUGAAUUUUGAGGAAAAAUACGACAUUUGGGGGAUGUUUAAUAUGUCAUGAUGACAGAAUAAAAUGUGUCAUCAUGACGGAUUUUUUUGAAUUUUUUUUUGGAAAAUUGAUGCGUUUGGAGUUUAAAAUACGAGACGGAUUACACUUUCUUUAAUUUUAGAAUUUUUAAACCGAGUUUUAUCCCGAUUUCUAGAAAAUGCGUCAUGCUGACAUGUGUAAUAUCAAAAAAAUCAGAGAAUUGGGUUUCAGAAUUAUUUUUUGCAAGACAAAAGAGGAUUUCAAAAAAUAUUUUCAUUUCGCGAUUUUGAUUUUUUCAUGAUCUUUUGAAUAGGAUGACGGAUUUUUUGGAUUUUUUUAAAAUGACCGGGUUUUUUGAAAUUUUUGGAAUUUUUAGUCCGUAUGUCGAAUAACUCAUCAUAAAAUUACCCAUAAAAUUUCGAAACCCCCUCAGGGUAUGCGGAAAUUUUAAGCCCCGCCCAUUUUUUGGGCUAAAUCACCUAAAAUAUUUCAAAACACCUAAAGCAAUGUUGAAAUCCAAAGUAAUUCGGAGAAAUAAUGAAAUUCGGUUGCAGUGGAGGACAGCGAAGCCAACGAUGGCAGUCCUGAGAAGCCGUUCUACAUGAGCGACGAGCUGAAGCGGCUGUUGGGCAAGGAGAACAAGUUCUAA
This is a messenger RNA of Bursaphelenchus xylophilus (pine wood nematode), 6887 nucleotides long. Lineage: Eukaryota; Metazoa; Nematoda; Chromadorea; Rhabditida; Aphelenchoididae. The record is from the annotation of a GenBank genome assembly.